CAAUCGUCAACCACCUAGCAAUUUUCAGCUCUGUAAAUCGAACUCUUCUCCAUCUUCUCCACUCUUUCCAUUUCGAUCGGGGGGAAAAUUUUUGUCCGUCAUGUCUAGUCGGACAUCCGAUCUCGUCGGCGAAGUCCAGGCAGGUCACCAGUUCGAUCGCGCCGCCUUGUUCCGCUACGCUGCGGCGAACGUCGCCGGUUUCCCCGACUCGCCGCCUUCCACCUUCUCCGUCAAGCAGUUUGGGCAUGGGCAAUCCAAUCCGACGUUUCUGCUGGAAGCCGGCACCGGAGCUUCGUUGAAACGCUAUGUGUUGAGGAAGAAGCCUUCUGGAACUUUGCUGCCGUCUGCUCAUGCCGUCGAUAGAGAGUACCAGGUUCUUCGAGCUCUGGGGGAUAAUACGGGAGUUCCUGUACCGAAGGCGUUCUGUUUGUGUAUGGACCCGAGUGUGAUUGGAACUGCGUUCUAUAUUAUGGAGUAUUUGGAAGGCCGCAUUUUUAUUGACCCUAAGCUUCCGGGGGUUGCACCUGCCAGCAGGAGGGCAAUCUAUCGAGCAACUGCUAGAGCAUUGGCUGCUAUGCAUUCUGCGAAUGUGGAUGCAAUCGGUCUAGGGAAAUAUGGACGCCGGGAUAACUACUGUAAAAGACAGGUGGAUAGAUGGGCUAAACAAUACAUGGCAUCGACUGGUGAAGGGAAGUCUCCAAGAUAUAUCGGGAUGUUCGAACUUUCGGAUUGGUUGCACAAAAACAUUCCUGAGGAAGAUUCUUCAGGGACAGCAACAGGACUGGUUCAUGGGGACUUCCGUAUCGACAACCUUGUGUUUCAUCCCUCUGAGGAUCGAGUGAUUGGUAUUCUGGACUGGGAGUUGUCCACACUUGGGAACCAGAUGAGCGAUGUUGCUUACUGCUGUAUGGCUCAUAUUGUAAACAUCGACCUUUCUAACGAACAAAUUGGUAAAGGAUUUGAAUACGACCUUCCUGAAGGGAUUCCUUCACAAGUAGAAUAUCUUGCUGAGUAUUGUGCUGCAUCGGGAAGACCAUGGCCUGCCAGUAACUGGAAGUUUUAUGUCGCCUUCGCCAUGUUCCGUGGAGCUUCUAUCUAUGCCGGUGUCCAUAGUCGAUGGAUAAUGGGUAAUGCUUCUGGGGGUGAGCGUGCUCGCAAUGCUGGAAGACUGGCCAAUGGUCUUAUAGAUGCUGCUUUGGAGUUUAUAUCCAGGAGCUCCGUGCUUCCUGAACGCUCGCCAUAUGAUCCAGCCGCUCAUGAUGCUCAAGCCCUUAUGUCAGAAAGUGGGAGGUUUGUUCCUUCAAGAAAAGUGCUGGAACUGAGGCAAAAGAUAAUUAAGUUCAUGGAAGAACGCAUUUAUCCCAUGGAAAAUGAAUUCUAUAAACUUGCUCAGUCUCCCUCACGCUGGACAGUCCACCCUGAAGAGGAGAGGUUGAAGGAGCUAGCAAAGAAAGAGGGAUUAUGGAACUUGUUUAUACCUGUAGACCUCUAUCCCUUCUUUGUUAUUGUUUCAUUUUUCUACUCAGUUCUAUUAACUUAUAUUUUGAAACCCACUGAUUCCCCUGUGCUUCUUUUGCAGUUUGAUAGUGCCGAAAGAGCAAAGAAGCUAAUAUUCGAUGGGAGCAAUACUUUUCCCUCAAAUGAUGGUCAUCAUGAUCAAUUACUUGGAGCUGGCCUCUCAAAUCUUGAAUAUGGCUACCUGUGUGAGAUCAUGGGUCGUUCCAUAUGGGCGCCACAGGUUUUCAAUUGUGGUGCCCCUGACACUGGAAAUAUGGAGGUAUUGCUGCGGUAUGGAAGCAAAGAGCAGCAACUUAAAUGGCUUGUCCCAUUGCUUUUAGGGAAGAUCCGUUCAGGAUUCGCAAUGACAGAGCCACAAGUUGCAUCCUCUGAUGCAACCAAUAUAGAAUGCUCUAUUAGAAGAGAAGGAGACUCGUACAUUAUCAAUGGAACGAAAUGGUGGACGAGCGGAGCUAUGGAUCCCAGGUGUAAAGUUCUCAUCGUUAUGGGUAAAACAGACUUUGGCGCAGCCAUUCAUAAACAGCAGUCCAUGAUAUUGGUAGACAUGCAUACUCCAGGCGUACAAGUGAAGAGACCGCUCGUGGUGUUCGGCUUCGAUGAUGCACCUCAUGGACACGCUGAAAUCACAUUCGAGAAUGUGAGAGUCCCCGCAGAGAACAUCCUACUGGGAGAAGGACGUGGGUUCGAGAUUGCUCAGGGGAGGCUCGGUCCAGGGAGGCUGCAUCACUGCAUGAGAUUGAUAGGGGCUGCCGAGCGCGGAAUGCAGCUGAUGGUCCAGAGAGCUCUGGCCCGAAAAGCGUUCGGGAAGUUCAUUGCUCAGCAUGGUUCAUUCCAAGCAGACGUUGCACAUUGCCGGAUCGAGCUGGAGAAAACCAGACUGUUGGUCUUGGAGGCAGCUGACCAGCUUGAUCGCUUGGGGAACAAGAAAGCUCGAGGGACAAUCGCCAUGGCUAAGGUGGCAGCUCCCAAUAUGGCGCUGAUGGUACUGGACCGGGCUAUGCAAGUGCAUGGCGGGAUGGGCCUAUCAUCGGACACGGUUCUGGCGCAUCUUUGGGCCACAGCCCGGACGUUGAGAAUUGCUGAUGGGCCGGAUGAAGUGCACUUGGGCACCAUCGCCAAGUUGGAAUUACGGAGAGCUAAGCUUUGAGAGAUCGUAUUGAAAUUUGGACCACUUGACUAAUAAUAAUCAUCACAAUAAUUUAUAAUUAUAGUAAGAGAUUAAAGCCAUUGUUCCUUUUGGUCUCCUUUCCUUCGAUUUCAAUAAAGCGACAUACUGAAGUAAUAGAUACUGUAGAUAGUGUGUGGUAAUGUUGUUGUACAGUUGUACUUGUACCUUCAGCAAAAGAGCAAUAAUAAUCUGUUUUAGAGCGAUC
Molecule: messenger RNA, 2891 nt
Organism: Linum tenue
Lineage: Eukaryota; Viridiplantae; Streptophyta; Magnoliopsida; Malpighiales; Linaceae
Source: the annotation of a GenBank genome assembly